GUGGGGUCCAUGUAACCGGGCAACUUUUACCUCUGAUGCAUAUCCCACUGCUACCGAGAAUAGCAAUGACGUGCAUUUGGAUUGCCGUCCGCCGUGCGAUUCAAUUAUCCAUUUAAGAACGUGGCCCUUCCCGCCUUGCCAUUUUUCUUGCUUCCUAUCUAUACGCGACUUUUAUACCAAACGCCCGACCAACACUUCAUCUGAGCAUCGAUCAAUUCAAGCAUACAUCGAAUUGCCUUAUACAUCAACGACCACCAUACCUUGACGCGACGCGUGCCUUGAUCAAAACUUUUACCAAGAAAAAACCCAUCAUCCCAAAGAACAUCAAGAUGCUCUUCUCUCCCAUCAUCAUCGCCGCCGUUGCUCUGCCCCUCUUGGCAGCCGCAUCACCAAUCGAGCUUGAACGACGCGCUGGAGGCCCUGCCAUCGUCCCUCUCGCAGCAAACUGCACCCUCAUGAACCCUCUGCCCCACGCUUCUCAACACCCCGGCAACGCCAGCAUCUCAGGCUACAAACCCUCCUCCUCUUUCUCAUCCUCAAAAAUCUUCUCUUGGUACAUUCCCCAACCCGACUUUAUCAGCCAAGAAGCCCGCUGGUCAAAUUGCAUCCAGCAAUGCAACGGCCUGAGUGGCUGUGUCUCAGCAUACAUGGCCUACAAUGCCCCUCUUCCUAAGGGCUGGCUGGGUCUUCCUGGUGGUGAGCUCGAGGUUGGCUGCUUCAUGUUCAACCGCACCUUGACACCGCUGGACUUCGAGGUCGCCCAGAGUGGACAGUAUGUCAAUGCUACUGCUGGAAACAUCUACUGCCCCAAGCCUGCUACCGCAACCGCAAAUUCGGGUGCGAAGUCAACUGCUACAAAGAAGACUUCCAAGACCCCUGUCAAGGUCGUUGCUUGAUUGGACUGUUCUCCGCAGCUUUCUUACACGACACACUCCGACCUCUUCCUCCUUUCUCUUCCUCUCUCCUCCUCGAUUGAGCGACUCGUCAUUCCUUUUCCUGGCAUUCUUUCUUCACAAGCAUCACUCAUACUCGUUUGCAUCUGGGUAAUCGGAUUGAAAGCAUGGCUGGAUAAUGGAAGGUGGGGCAAGGAAAAGGGACUUUUACGACAUCGGCAUGAACACCACAUGCAAUAAUGAUUAAUGGCUUAUCUCUUUCGUAUUCUUAUG
Messenger RNA from Aureobasidium subglaciale EXF-2481, 1166 nucleotides. RefSeq lists its product as uncharacterized. The coding region runs from base 330 to 896 and encodes 188 amino acids. NCBI's taxonomy places the organism in Eukaryota, Fungi, Ascomycota, Dothideomycetes, Dothideales, Saccotheciaceae. The transcript has a single exon. The record is from RefSeq and is a predicted model, not a curated record.